CUCAAGCCGGGCGCAGCAUUGAACAGUGACUCGGCAAACUUGACUACCCAAAUGCCCGGUCAGACGACUGCGCCUUCGUUUCUGGCGUACUCGGAGAAGCUCCUUGCAGGGGCGUGGCGCUUCUUGACUUAUUUCGGGCGCGACUCGAUGAUCUCGGCGCUACUUAUGGAGCCCGUGCUUAGCAGUGGGAAUGAUAGGUCCAUGGAGGCAGUUAUCGAUUCUGUUCUGGAGAGGAUCAAUCGCACGGAUGGGAGUGUUUGUCAUGAGGAGACUAUUGGGGACUAUGCGACCUGGACAAAUCUGCAAAAUAAUAUUACCAGUAAUGCUAUGGUUUGCGAUUAUAAGAUGGUUGGUUAUCUGACAGAAACUGUCCAAGAUUCAUGCUUAUACAUGAAGCAGAUUGACUCGGACUAUUACUUUCCUAUCUUAAUGGAGCGAUACUUCCUGCAAAACCCAGUUGGGCAAAAGAGGGUGGCUGCUUUCUUCAACAUGUCUUCGGAUAUCAACGAAGCGAACCAGAACUUGACCUGGGGCCAGCUGGCAACGAUCAACGCAGCCAGAAUCAUGCGUCUCACAGCUCCCUUUGCGAAUGAACAGACAAAGGCAAAUCUCAUUCAUCUCAAGCACGGCCAGACCGUCGGGGAAUGGCGAGAUAGCGAAUACGGUAUCGGCGGAGGCCGUAUCCCAUACGACGUAAACACAGCUCUUGUCCCCGCAGCCCUACGAUCUAUCGCCGCCCUCUCCCGAAACGGCAUCUAUCCCAAUCACCAAAGCUGGGCCCAACUAGCGGACAACUACGCCCAAAUCUGGGAAGACAAAACCCUCCCCUUCUUCUCAGUAACAAUCCCACAAGCCAAAGCCCAAUCCCUCAUGCAAUCCUACGCCAAUACCUCCUUUCCAGGCCCAUCCCAAUCCUCAACCAUCGAUGCAGACGUCACCUUCCACGCCCUAUCCUUAGACGGAUACAACAACCUAACCCAAGUCCAAGUCAUGAACACAGACGACUGUUUCCGCCACUUCCUCCUAAACACAACGGACGACGCCCAACUCACCCCCUUCCUCAACACCUCUACCACUAAUAUCCGCCGCACUUUCCCAGCGGGCCUGAUGACUUCCGCCGGAAUGGUGGUAGCCAACCCAGCCUUCGGCGGCGACCCGAUCUAUGCGCAGAACUGGACGACGGGCGCCUACCACGGCACGGUUGUAUGGUCCUGGCCGAUGGCGAUGAUGGCCAAGGGCUUGGACCUGCAGCUGGGGAGGUGCGAGGUUACGUCGAACGUUUUGAUUUCUUCGAAAGAGAGGAGAAUCCCUGUCCGUGUUCCUGCUUUCUGUACUGAUGACUCGGUGUAUGGGAAUGUGAAGGAGGCAUAUAAUACACUUUGGGAUUCUAUUGAGGGGAAUCAGGAUCAGCUUUCGCAGGAGGUUUGGUCUUGGGUUUAUCGUGGUGGGUUCCAGGUUACUCCACUGGGGGUCAUUCCGCCGCCUGGAGCUGGAACUCAGACUGAACUAUAA
This is a messenger RNA of Penicillium cinerascens, 1512 nucleotides long. RefSeq lists its product as uncharacterized. Gene Ontology annotation, biological process: carbohydrate metabolic process. The transcript has 5 exons. The annotation marks the transcript as partial. NCBI's taxonomy places the organism in Eukaryota, Fungi, Ascomycota, Eurotiomycetes, Eurotiales, Aspergillaceae. The record is from RefSeq and is a predicted model, not a curated record.